Molecule: messenger RNA, 7240 nt
Organism: Myotis myotis
Lineage: Eukaryota; Metazoa; Chordata; Mammalia; Chiroptera; Vespertilionidae
Gene: USP32
Product: ubiquitin specific peptidase 32
Exons: 34
Coding region: 16-5085 (1689 amino acids)
Biological process (GO): protein deubiquitination
Cellular component (GO): Golgi apparatus
Molecular function (GO): cysteine-type deubiquitinase activity; calcium ion binding
Source: RefSeq, a predicted model, not a curated record
UGGCCAGAGCCGUUGAUGGCCCUCGAUCCGCCGGGCUCGCCCCCUCUCCCCAGAAGAUGGCCUUCGGAAGCCCGGCGUUCUGACCCGGGGUGUAGCUCCCCGUGGGGACCGGCCUGGCCGCCAGCGCCAGCCUGCUGCCGCCUCCCGGCUCCGGUGCACAGUGUGGCGUUAGCUGGCCCGGCCCCCGACCCCUUCCUCCGCCGCCGCCGUCCGGCCGCGACCACCAAGGCGCACGCCAACUGCAAGUGCCCAUUGCUCAGGUUAUGGCUGGAAGUUACAGAUGUAGAGCUGAAACGACUGAAAGAUGCCUUCAAGAGGACCUGUGGACUCUCAUAUUACAUGGGCCAGCACUGCUUUAUCAAGGAAGUGCUUGGGGAAGGAGUGCCUCCAAAAGUUGCUGAGGUGAUUUACUGUUCUUUUGGUGGAACAUCAAAGGGACUACACUUCAAUAAUUUAAUAGUUGGACUUGUUCUUCUUACAAGAGGCAAAGAUGAAGAGAAAGCAAAAUACAUUUUUAGUCUUUUUGCAAGUGAAUCCGGCAGCUAUGUUACACGGGAAGAAAUGGAAAGAAUGCUCCAUGUUGUGGAUGGUAAAGUCCCAGAUACACUCAGGAAAUGUUUCUCAGAGGGUGAAAAGGUAAACUAUGAAAAGUUUAGAAAUUGGCUUCUUCUAAACAAAGAAGCUUUUACCUUUUCUCGUUGGCUACUGUCUGGAGGUGUAUAUGUGACCCUCACUGAUGAUAGUGAUACUCCCACUUUCUACCAAACUCUGGCUGGAGUCACACAUUUGGAGGAAUCAGACAUCAUUGAUCUGGAGAAACGUUACUGGUUGCUGAAGGCUCAAUCCCGGACUGGACGAUUUGAUUUAGAGACAUUUGGCCCCUUGGUUUCACCACCUAUUCGCCCAUCUCUAAGUGAAGGUUUGUUUAAUGCUUUUGAUGAAAAUCGUGACAAUCACAUAGAUUUUAAGGAGAUAUCCUGUGGGUUAUCAGCCUGUUGCAGGGGACCCCUGGCUGAAAGACAAAAAUUUUGCUUCAAGGUAUUUGAUGUUGACCGAGAUGGAGUUCUCUCUAGGGUUGAACUGAGAGACAUGGUGGUUGCACUUUUAGAGGUCUGGAAGGACAACCGCACUGAUGAUAUCCCAGAAUUACAUACUGAUCUAUCUGAUAUUGUAGAAGGCAUAUUGAGUGCACAUGACACAACAAAGAUGGGCCAUCUUACUCUAGAAGACUAUCAGAUCUGGAGUGUGAAAAAUGUACUUGCCAAUGAAUUUUUGAAUCUCCUUUUCCAGGUAUGUCACAUAGUUCUGGGAUUAAGACCAGCUACUCCAGAAGAGGAAGGACAAAUUAUUAGAGGAUGGUUAGAACGGGAGAGCAGGUAUGGUCUGCAACCAGGACACAAUUGGUUUAUCAUCUCCAUGCAGUGGUGGCAGCAGUGGAAGGACUAUGUCAAAUAUGAUGCUAGCCCUGUUGUGAUUGAGCCAUCAUCUGUUCUGAAUGGAGGAAAAUAUUCAUUUGGAACAGUACAUUCUAUAGAGCAGAGUGAAGAUAGAAUUGGAGGAGGCAGCCUCAGUUAUGUGAAUACCACAGAAGAGAAAUUUUCAGACAAUAUUUCUACUGCAUCUGAAGCCUCAGAAACUGCUGGCAGUGGCUUUUUGUAUUCAGCCACACCAGGAGCAGAUAUGUGCUUUGCUCGACAACACAACAUUUUAGACAGUAACAACCAGUGUUUCCUAGGAGCCAAUGGGAAUAUUUUGUUGCAUCUCAAUCCUCAGAAACCAGGGGCUAUUGAUAACCAGCCACUAGUAACUCAAGAGCCAGUAAAGGCUACAUCAUUAACACUGGAAGGUGGUCGAUUAAAACGAACCCCACAGCUGAUCCAUGGAAGAGAUUAUGAAAUGGUCCCAGAACCUGUAUGGAGGGCACUUUAUCAUUGGUAUGGAGCAAACCUGGCUCUUCCUAGACCUGUGAUCAAGAAUAGCAAGACAGAAAUCCCAGAGCUAGAAUUAUUUCCUCGAUAUCUUCUAUUCCUGAGACAGCAGCCUGCCACUCGAACACAGCAGUCUAACAUCUGGGUGAAUAUGGGUAUGAUGAGCCUGAGAAUGUUUCCUCAGCAUUUACCAAGAGGAAACGUACCUUCUCCAAAUGCACCAUUAAAGCGGGUCUUAGCCUACACAGGCUGUUUUAGUAGAAUGCAGACCAUCAAGGAAAUUCAUGAAUAUCUAUCUCAGAGGCUGCGCAUCAAAGAGGAAGAUAUGCGCUUAUGGCUAUACAACAGUGAGAAUUACCUUACUCUUCUGGAUGAUGAAGAUCAUAGAUUAGAAUAUUUGAAAAUUCAAGAUGAGCAGCACCUGGUAAUUGAAGUUCGAAACAAAGAUAUGAGUUGGCCUGAGGAAAUGUCCUUUAUAGCAAACAGUAGUAAAAUAGACAGACACAAGGUUCCCACAGAAAAGGGUGCCACAGGUCUGAGUAACCUGGGAAACACAUGCUUCAUGAAUUCAAGCAUCCAGUGUGUUAGUAACACACAGCCACUGACACAGUAUUUUAUCUCAGGGAGACAUCUUUAUGAACUGAACAGGACAAAUCCCAUUGGUAUGAAGGGGCAUAUGGCUAAAUGCUAUGGGGAUUUAGUACAGGAACUUUGGAGUGGAACUCAGAAGAAUGUCGCCCCAUUAAAGCUUCGGUGGACCAUAGCAAAAUAUGCUCCCAGGUUUAAUGGGUUCCAGCAACAAGACUCCCAAGAACUUCUGGCUUUUCUCUUGGAUGGUCUUCAUGAAGAUCUCAACCGAGUCCAUGAGAAGCCAUAUGUGGAACUGAAGGACAGCAAUGGCCGGCCAGACUGGGAAGUGGCUGCAGAGGCCUGGGACAACCAUCUGAGAAGGAAUAGAUCAAUUGUUGUAGAUUUGUUUCAUGGGCAAUUAAGGUCCCAAGUCAAAUGCAAGACAUGUGGUCAUAUAAGUGUCCGAUUUGACCCAUUCAAUUUUUUGUCUUUGCCGCUACCAAUGGACAGUUAUAUGCACUUAGAAAUAACAGUUAUUAAGUUGGAUGGUACUACCCCUGUACGUUAUGGACUAAGACUGAAUAUGGAUGAAAAGUACACAGGUUUAAAAAAACAGCUGAGUGAUCUCUGUGGACUUAAAUCAGAACAAAUCCUUCUUGCAGAAGUACAUGGUUCCAACAUAAAGAAUUUCCCCCAGGACAACCAAAAAGUACGACUCUCAGUGAGUGGAUAUUUGUGCGCAUUUGAAAUUCCCAUCCCUGGAUCUCCAGUUUCAGCUUCUAGUCCAAUACUGACAGAUAUCUCCUCUUCCCCAUCCACAAAUGGAAUGUUAACCCUAACCACCAAUGGGGACCUGCCCCGACCAAUAUUCAUCCCCAAUGGAAUGCCAAACACUGUUGUGCCAUGUGGAACUGAGAAGAGCUUCACAAAUGGAAUGGUGAAUGGUCAUAUGCCAUCUCUUCCUGACAAUCCCUUUACAGGUUACAUCAUUGCAGUCCACCGAAAAAUGAUGAGGACGGAACUAUAUUUCCUGUCAUCUCAGAAGAAUCGCCCUAGCCUCUUUGGAAUGCCACUGAUUGUUCCAUGUACUGUGCAUACCCGGAAAAAAGACCUGUAUGAUUCAGUUUGGAUUCAAGUAUCUCGAUUAGCCAGCCCACUCCCACCUCAGGAAGCUAGUAACCACGCUCAGGAUUGUGAUGACAGUAUGGGCUAUCAAUAUCCAUUCACUCUACGAGUUGUGCAGAAAGAUGGGAACUCCUGUGCUUGGUGCCCAUGGUAUAGAUUUUGCAGAGGCUGUAAAAUAGAUUGUGGGGAAGACAAAGCUUUCAUUGGAAAUGCCUAUAUUGCUGUAGAUUGGGACCCCACGGCUCUUCACCUCCGCUAUCAAACAUCACAGGAAAGGGUUGUCGAUGAGCAUGAGAGUGUGGAACAGAGUCGGCGAGCACAAGCUGAGCCCAUCAACCUGGACAACUGUCUCCGUGCUUUCACCAGUGAGGAGGAGCUGGGGGAAAAUGAGAUGUACUACUGUUCCAAGUGUAAGACCCACUGCUUAGCAACCAAGAAGCUGGAUCUCUGGAGGCUUCCCCCAGUCCUGAUUAUUCAUCUUAAAAGAUUUCAAUUUGUAAAUGGCCGAUGGAUAAAGUCACAGAAAAUUGUUAAAUUUCCUCGUGAAAGUUUUGACCCUAGUGCUUUUUUGGUACCAAGAAACCCGGCUCUCUGCCAGCGGAAACCACUCACACCCCAGGGGGAUGACUUCUGUGAGACCAGGGUUCCGACAGGAGAGGUGAAGAAAAUGGAUGCCCAGAACUCCGCUGGGGAAGAGGAUGUGCGCCUGAGCAAAAGCCCAUCCUCGCUCAGCGCAAACAUCAUCAGUAGCCCUAAAGGUUCGCCUUCUUCAUCAAGAAAAGGUGGAGCCAGCUGUCCCUCCAGCAAAAACAGCAGCCCUAACAGCAGCCCACGGACUUUAGGGAGGAGCAAAGGGAGGCUUCGACUACCCCAGAUUGGCAGCAAAAAUAAACUGACGAGUAGUAAGGAGAACUUGGAUGCCAGCAAAGAGAAUGGGACUGUGCAUGUUUGUGAGCUGGCUGAUGCCUUGAGCCAAGGGCACAUGCUGGGGGGCAGCCAACCUGAGCUGGUUACCCCUCAGGAUCACGAAGUAGCUUUGGCCAAUGGAUUUCUUUAUGAACAUGAGGCAUAUGGCAGUGUCUGUGGCAAUGGCUACAGCAAUGGUCAGCUUGAAAACCACAGUGAAGAAGACAUCACCGAUGACCAAAGAAAAGAUAUUCGUGUUAAUCCGAUUUAUAAUCUAUAUGCAAUUUCGUGCCAUUCAGGAAUUCUGGGCGGGGGCCAUUACGUCACUUAUGCCAAAAACCCAAACAGCAAGUGGUACUGUUACAAUGACAGCAGCUGUAAGGAACUUCACCCUGAUGAAAUUGACACCGACUCUGCCUACAUUCUUUUCUAUGAGCAGAAGGGGAUGGACUAUGCACAAUUUCUGCCAAAGGUUGAUGGCAAAAAGAUGGCAGACACAAGCAGCAUGGAUGAAGACUUUGAGUCUGAUUAUAAAAAGUACUGUGUUUUACAGUAAGCUACCACUCUGGCUGCUAGACAGUCUGGUGGUAAGGGAGAUGACUCCCCGUAGCUAACAUUUGGCAAAAGUGUCCCUGAAAGGCAAGCUAACUAAAGGUAGUUAUUUUUAUCCUGUGACCCUGAAGCACAAAUAACAGUCCUAAUUAAAAUAGCAGUUAGCAUAACAGUAGUAAUAGUUUUGUUUGAAAAUAUCUCACACAAGUUCUCUGGUAGAGAACUUUCAGGCAGAGUCCACCAUUAGCCUGUAAACAAAAGGGUUUGGCACCAGCCACCUGGGACCAAAUAAGAACUAAAUUGUGCUUGUCCAGAUGUGAACAAAUAGGUAGUGAGUAUAGAGUUUACCAAUAAUUAUAACAAAAUACUAAGAAUUUCCUUGGAGUCAAAGUAAAACAAAAAGUUAUAGUGUUGUCUCGGGACGACAUGACAUGCUACCUCCUUUUUCCUAAAGUUUUAUUCCAUUAUAUUGACAAGAUGGAGAAAGCAAGAUCAUGAAGGUGUGCAAAGGAUUCUUAUGGCAUGGACACAGAUUUUUCCACUUGUUUUUUAAAGCAUUUUCCCAGUCUUUUUAUGUCUUUUCUUGCUUUUUAUUUUUGUUGUGUUUGUGUUUGAAACACAACCAGUCAUGGUGGCAGAGCCAUAUAUAGUAGUCAGUCAGUCUAAGAAUCUCUUAAGGGCUGUGUGCCUUCUACCCAGGGCCUUGGUUGGAAGACUCUAUAAAGAAAAAGAAAGCAUCCUGGGAAUCCAGCUAAAGUGGCCCUCUCAGAUAGAGGCAUCUUACUUUGGGGGAUACUUUACGUGUCCUCAAAAAUGUGCUCCACUCCUGCUGCUGAGUAUGGUGGGCAGUUGCCAAUAUUUGCACCAUCUUCACUUGCACGUGUUGCACAAAAAGCUUCUGAGAAGGAAAUGGCAUCAAAGCUAAAUGGUAUUUCACAAUUAGUGAUUAUUUUUCUUUGUUUCUUUGUUUUGCACUUUAAAAAGGAGAGAGUACAUACAAAUGAACUUUUCAAGACUUGUUUAUAUUUGAUGGCUAUAAGGGCUAUACAUUAACUUGAAUGGGGUGUUUUCCCCCAUCAUAUUCAGUUUAAAAACAAAAUACAUCCCGUUUCUUGGUAAGUUGUCAAUGAAUGUGAAAUCCUAGCCCCAUGAGAUUCAAUCUGUUUUCAAACAUUGAUAGUGUGUAUUUUUAAUGAAAUUGGUGGUUUUAAAAGUAAACUUCUAUUUUGUUUGCAUGUCCAGUUUGUUUUUUUUUUGUUUUGUUUUGUUUUGGGGGUUUGUCUUUUUUUUUUUUUUUUAAAUUUCCCAGUAGUAGUCUUCAAAAGUUUUGUUUCUUUGCUCACUUUAUUUUUUCCUCUGAUAAUUCAAGACUGGAACAAAAAUGUAAAUGUUAUUUAUUUCAGGCAGCAUCGUUUUUCAUGUGUUGUUAUAAAAAUAUAUAUUCAAAGUAAAUAUUUCACUUUUUUUUCUUCAGUCUUUUUGUAUUCAUAUGGACCCUGGAAGUUGGUUCUCAUUAAUUGUCAGAUUCCAUUUCCCAUUCUUCCUCAUAAGCAGUAGGUACCAAAGUAAUUCAGCAUUUAUGUUCUGAUAUCUGAGGCUAGUUAUUAUCCAGUUCUCAGAGCAGUUGGAAAGGUUGUCUUAAACGCCUUCCUAAGUUGAAACCCUAUUCAGAGACUAUAAUUGCAAGUUGGAAACAGUGGCCUAAAUGGAAUAAUGGGAUGAAGUCAGACAAAAUACAUACUUUAUAGUUUCAUGAUUUUCAGUAUAUAAAAUCUGCCCAUUCCUACCUGGACAAGUCCCAUGAAAAAAAUGGAAGAUUUUAAAUAAUUUCCUUACAGAUGUUUUAUUUAAACAGGUAGCACAAUCUACUAAUGUUGUUUGAUCUAUGUUUGUUAUAUUGGUUGUAAUUAAUUUUUUUAAUUCAUGACUAGCGGAAAAUUUAUUAAAUUAACUAUUAACUACAUUCACCUUGUAAAUUACUGUAUAAAACUUGUUGACAAUGCACUGACUUUAGAAAUAUGUUAAUGUACAUAGAGUGUAAAUAAAAUAGUGUUGAUGUACUGAAAUAUGAACUGUAUAAAAAAGUAUUGGUAAUUAUAUAUGGAGUGUAUCUGUUUAUCUGUAACUAUUAUCCAAACAAAUUAAAUACUGUGGCUGCA